UUUCAAUCAACACCAACACUUUUCUUAUCACAACUGAUCAGGAUUGGAAGGAUAGACACAGAUGGCAAAUCAUGGUCGAAAAGCACGCGGUUGACGAUUCCAUCGAGUUGCUUAAUGGCAUAGACGAGCCUAAUAAAAGAGCUCGUCAUGAAGAUGGAGAAUUAAUCGUGGAUACUGCACCUAUCACUGAGGAGCAAAGUGAUAUUCAAGUGCAAGAUCCACGGAUGAUACCUCGAAUCGGCGGAUGGAAAUUCGAAGAAGGAGAAGGACCAGAACUCGAAACGAUUCCACUGGAUUUUGAUGUAAAUGGAGAUCCACAAGAGACAGAAGCAAAAGUAUGGGAAAUCCUACGAAAGGGAAGCCGAAAAGAAUCACAAGAAGAAGCAGAGAGUUCACUUAUGGCAAAGAAUGCUUCUCAAGCUUCUGCUCCCGAUCGGAUUCUUUCUCGCAGAUCCCAUACAGGUACCCCAGUCGCAAAUACACCGCCACCACCUUCUCGUCGUUCGAGACGAUCCGCAGCACAGAGAGAACAGAUAAAUGAAGUACCAACCACGAUCGAGGAACUUUCUCAGGCACGGACGGAAGAUGUGCAACCUGUGGAUAUCCAACCUGCUUCGGCAUCCAUCGAUCUUGUCACCUUGUUCGACCAUAAUUUGACGAUAUUGAUACCUGCUUUGACUCAAUUAGUGGAUACUGCUGCAUCGAUACCUGGCUUUCUCAAAUCUGAAAUUAUUCGGCUUUUGCAAAUCAAAAUUCAAGAAUCACAAGAGACGAAUGGCUCAGGUAGUGAAACGCAAGAUGAUGGAUACCUUAGAACAAAAUCACAGUGGGCAUUCGAGUUGGGCAAGAUCAACGGUGAUCAAGUCAUAAGUGGACCCGAAGUAGUAGAAUCAGACGAUGAGGCGGAAAGGCUAAUCAUGAUGGUGGAAGCAGUCUCUAGCGAGAAAGAAGGGUAUGGGUAUCGUCUAGAACGCGCCACAAAGCAAAGGGCGAAUGAUCUGCGGUCAGAUGUCCAUACGAAUCCGUGGUUUAAUGCUCAAGGACAGCCAUUCAGUGUAAUUUAUCGGAUGCCUUUGCAUUUAGCUGCAGAUCGCUCCAGUGGUCAUACAUCGUUUGCAACGCAACAUGCCUCCCAAGAAAAGUCUAUUCAACAGCAAGAGCUGGAUGAUUUACGCGAAGAGCGUGAUCGACUAAAAAGAGAAUUGGCAAUUAGUACAGAAGAAGAGAAAUCAGCCAGGGAGCAGUCUACUUUGCUCAAGCAAUUGUAUGAUGAAGCAUCUAGAUCAAACAUGGAGGCUGAAGUUGAGUCAGAGAGGUUGAAUACGGAGAACGUACAGCUAAAAGCUCAACUUUCAGAAGGAAUGGCCAGCGUUCGAGCCUUUUCAAAAGCAAGGGUGACCGAUCUGGAAUACAAAGUACGUCAAUUGACCGGAGAACUACAUUUACUGACGGAGCAGAAUCGUUUAACCGGCAAUGACAUCAGACGAAAGGCGGCUCUAUGGGACGCAGCUGAGGCCAGAGAGCAAGAAAGACAGGCAGAAUUGGCAAGAAGACAAGCCAAACGUGAGACAGAAAGAAGGGCAUUGCAAGCGCAAAUCCUAGGGAGUGAAGCGAUGACUGAACCACUCAAGAAGCCACACGAGUUAUUCUUAGAAGUCGAUCUGGAAAAAGAAAAGAUUGAUGUGGAUGCCAAGAUAGAGCAAGAGAACAUAGAAAAGGUGGAAAAAGCGCAGCAAACGCAAGGGGAUGCCGGUGUUGAUGAUGAUGAAGAUGAACUUGCAGCACUUCAACGUGAAGCAGCAGAAUAUGGAGCAUUGGACACACUGUUAGAUGAGGGAGACCGAUCACGUCGAUCGAGAAGACAGAGGAGGACGCCGGCUAUUCCGCAAGAUGAAUCUUCCAAAGUGGAACAAAUCCAGUCAAAUGAAGAAUUGGCUGAGACUAUAGAUCAGAAUCAAAGUCAAGCUUUAUUAUCUGCUUCAUAUGAAGUUGAAGAUCAAUUGGGAUUUGUCGAUCAAUCGGCCAAUGAACUCUUGACAUCAAAUGAGGAUCAACAGGGCUUAUCCCACGUGCAGCAAUAGCCUCUCUUAUCGCAUAUGCGGGGCCCCGAUAGAUUUGAGUAGGGUUGAGAGCAGUGUUUAUGUACGAAGUAUGUAACUCUAAUAUGUAUACUAUCUGUAUGUUUAUACUUUUAUGCACU
Molecule: messenger RNA, 2200 nt
Organism: Meira miltonrushii
Lineage: Eukaryota; Fungi; Basidiomycota; Exobasidiomycetes; Exobasidiales; Brachybasidiaceae
Exons: 1
Coding region: 72-2081 (669 amino acids)
Source: RefSeq, a predicted model, not a curated record